Saccharomyces eubayanus is the source of this 750-nucleotide messenger RNA. It is a transcript of the gene PHO85, whose product is annotated as cyclin-dependent serine/threonine-protein kinase PHO85. The transcript has a single exon. Gene Ontology annotation, molecular function: ATP binding; cyclin-dependent protein serine/threonine kinase activity. Gene Ontology annotation, biological process: protein phosphorylation. Gene Ontology annotation, cellular component: nucleus; cytoplasm. Lineage: Eukaryota; Fungi; Ascomycota; Saccharomycetes; Saccharomycetales; Saccharomycetaceae. The record is from RefSeq and is a predicted model, not a curated record. The coding region runs from base 1 to 750 and encodes 249 amino acids.
AUGAAAGAAUUGAAACAUGAGAACAUCGUUAGACUGUAUGAUGUUAUUCACACGGAGAACAAGUUAACGUUGGUGUUCGAGUUCAUGGACAAUGAUUUGAAGAAGUACAUGGAUUCGCGCACGGUGGGAAACACACCAAGGGGGCUUGAGUUGAACUUAGUCAAAUACUUCCAGUGGCAACUGCUGCAAGGACUAGCGUUCUGCCACGAGAACAAGAUACUCCACCGUGACCUGAAGCCUCAAAACCUAUUAAUCAACAAGAAGGGGCAAUUGAAGCUGGGCGAUUUCGGUCUAGCCCGUGCGUUCGGUAUUCCCGUGAACACGUUUUCCAGCGAGGUCGUCACACUAUGGUACCGUGCCCCAGACGUGCUAAUGGGAUCCAGGACGUACUCCACCUCAAUCGACAUAUGGUCGUGUGGCUGCAUCCUUGCAGAAAUGAUCACGGGAAAACCACUGUUCCCAGGUACCAAUGACGAGGAACAACUGAAGCUGAUCUUCGACAUCAUGGGUACCCCCACCGAGUCACUAUGGCCGGCAGUCACGAAGCUACCCAAGUACAACCCCAAUGUCCAGCAACGAACACCUAGAGAUCUACGCCAAGUCUUACAACCACACACGAAGGAGCCACUGGACGGGAACCUUAUGGACUUCCUGCACGGUCUCUUGCAACUGAACCCGGACAUGAGACUGAGCGCAAAGCAGGCCCUGCACCACCCUUGGUUUGCCGAGUACUAUCAGCACACCUCAUAA